AUGGUUGUAGCUACUAUCAAGUGUGUUGUAGUGGGGGAUGGAGCAGUGGGUAAAACCUGUCUGCUCAUUUCCUACACUACCAACAAAUUCCCUAGUGAAUAUGUCCCUACGGUUUUCGACAACUAUGCCGUGACUGUGAUGAUCGGCGAUGAGCCCUACACACUUGGACUAUUUGACACUGCUGGUCAGGAGGAUUACGAUCGUCUGCGACCGCUUUCAUACCCUCAGACCGAUGUCUUUCUCGUUUGCUUCUCCGUGACCUCCCCCGCCUCCUUCGAGAACGUUCGCGAGAAGUGGUUCCCCGAGGUCCACCACCACUGCCCCGGUGUCCCCUGCCUCAUUGUUGGCACCCAGACCGAUUUGCGUGAUGAAGCAAAUGUCCGUGAGAAGCUGGCUCGUCAGAAGAUGCAGCCCAUCCGGAAGGAGGAUGGUGACCGUAUGGCAAAGGAGCUUGGUGCUGUCAAGUACGUGGAGUGUUCUGCGCUUACACAGUACAAGCUAAAGGAUGUGUUCGAUGAGGCUAUCGUGGCUGCUCUAGAGCCAGCCCCGAAGAAGAAGUCCCGCGGAUGUCGCCUUCUGUGA
Penicillium taxi is the source of this 582-nucleotide messenger RNA. RefSeq names its product Rho family GTPase CDC42 (gene cdc42). Gene Ontology annotation, molecular function: GTP binding; GTPase activity. The coding region runs from base 1 to 582 and encodes 193 amino acids. Gene Ontology annotation, biological process: small GTPase-mediated signal transduction. NCBI's taxonomy places the organism in Eukaryota, Fungi, Ascomycota, Eurotiomycetes, Eurotiales, Aspergillaceae. The transcript is spliced from 4 exons. The record is from RefSeq and is a predicted model, not a curated record.